AUGGAUACUGUUGGAAUAUUGGUAUGCUACAAUGGAAGUUGGGUUAAGAAGGAUAACAUUGAGAGUUACGAAGGUGGGGAGGCUAAAGGCACAAUAGUGUCACGGAACGUAACGUUUUCCGACCUUGUUCAGCGCAUUUAUAAGAUCAUGGAUGCAAAUCCCACGAAAUAUAUUGUCACACUGAAAUAUUCAGUUCCUGUAUCCUCAUCUGUCUGUAAGCAUAUAAGGGUUGAAGACAAUGAUGAUGUUAAAUAUUUUGUAAAGUACAACACAGAUGUUAUGGCCUCUAAAGUAACCCCUUUAGUAGCAAGCUUGAAAAAUAUUGAAGGUCAUGGUAUUGAAGGGUGCAAUGGCAUUGUAAGCGUUGAGAGUAGCAAUGCUCCUGCUGACUUUGUUGUGGAACAAAGAAAUGUGGUAAUUCGGGACAAUGAAACUGAAAAUGGUGGGAAUGAUUUUAAUUGGUGUGAUUGGGUUGAAGAAGUGAAUUUUGAAAGUGGUGAAAACAUAGUUGCUGAUUUCAAUGAACCUAGCAACGAAGAGGAACCGCAGUCUGCUCCGAUUCUGCAUCCUUAUGAGGACAGCAAUGUCAAACCGUCCACUGUGCAAUGUAGACAGGUGCAAUCUGAACCUCCCCGACAAUCAAGUUCGACUGAAAUGCAUACAAGUCGGGGUGAUUUGAAGCAUGGUCAGAGUUUGGAAUAUAUUCAGUAUGGUGGAGGCGUUUCGUGCAUAAAUUGGGAAGCAAAUUUGAAGGUUGGCCAAGUUUUUCCAAAUAAGAUUGCCCUUUUAAAAACCAUCAGUUUAGCAGCUAUUACAGGCCACUUUCGAUUGAGAACUGUCCAAUCUGGGAAGCAUCGGUUGUGUGUUCGCUGUUGGCAGCUUCCUUGCCCUUGGAAAGUUCGGGCAUAUAAAGUUGGAUUACAUGAGUUUAAGGUUGUUAAAUACGAUCCACUUCAUGAAUGUGAUACAACGUAUAUAAGUAGUCAUCAUCCUCAAGCUACGACUGAAUUGCUGUCUGACUGUGUUAAGUGGAGAUUUCAAAGAUUCGCGCAGCAUUUAUACAGCAGCUGA
Messenger RNA from Prunus armeniaca (apricot), 1071 nucleotides. Lineage: Eukaryota; Viridiplantae; Streptophyta; Magnoliopsida; Rosales; Rosaceae. The record is from the annotation of a GenBank genome assembly.